Molecule: messenger RNA, 1111 nt
Organism: Schistocerca nitens (vagrant locust)
Lineage: Eukaryota; Metazoa; Arthropoda; Insecta; Orthoptera; Acrididae
Exons: 7
Coding region: 1-630 (209 amino acids)
Source: RefSeq, a predicted model, not a curated record
AUGAUCUUCAAAGAUAUCCCCAUCAGGGAUGCCAUGUAUGGCUGUGCAGGAAAUAAGGAAGGAAGAAAUCAAAAUCAAGACAAAUGUCAAAUGAACUUCCCAGUCAGAGAACCAAUCACUGAUCCAGAGGGGGCACAUCCCAAAGACUGUUGCUGUGAUUUCUCGCUCAAGACGGCCGCUGUCAUCGAUACCCUCUUGUGCCUGAGCAGCUCCCGAGCCAGAAAACCUACCACUGUUGCAGAGGUGGUGGUUUUGAACGACUGUUGCUGUGGACUGUCCCUCAAGACGGGCGCCACCAUCGCAGGUGUCUUGUUUUCGUUUUGGAGCUUCGCGCAGAUACUGGUAUUGUUGUCAUACUUCGCCCUGGGCGGGUCAGCUCUUGACGGAGUGGUGACUGUGUACCUUAUAUACCACAUUACCGAAGCUAUCUGUGACAUAUAUCUCUGCAAUGGAGCUGUUCAGGGAAGCUCUGCCAAGCUCUUACCAUGGUUGAUUGUAAAAGCCCUGACGACUGUAGCAGUGAUUGUAAUAGCUGUUAUCGCCUGGUCUGCUGUUUUUUGUGCCCAACGUGUUCUUCCUGCGAGUCGUGUACAGCUACUACUGGACGCUCCGAAAGAGACAAGAAUCUGACAGGCUGGUACCUCAUAGAGUGAAUGUAUAGAUGUGAAGUGAAAUCGUCGCUGUUGGCAGUUUGAAUCAUCACUACUUCUAUGGAACAUUUAGCUCAUGGACAUUUAGCUUUGGACAUCCGUGAAUGUUGAAGGAAGAAAGGUUGUCGUUAUUAUUUUUUGAUUUUGACAGGGAAUCUUGUAUCCAGGUACUACAGUUACUGCGAACAGUGUCUGCACUUUAUAUCUCUGACUGAACUUACUGCUUCUGUUUUCAUAAACAGAGCAUUUCAUGAAUAAUUCGAGAGACUACUAAAGUGUACAAGAAUCCAUUUUGCAGUGUUUCGCUUGGAACGAACUUUGUAUAUAUAACCUUCAACUGUUGAUUCUAGCAAAGCAUAGUUCAGUGUUUGCUAUUCAAUGUUGUUCGAUAAAAGAUACACAUUUAUUUUCAUUAUGUGCAUUUCCGCCAUUCAAUUUCAAUUUUUGUAACUCAGUGAUCU